Sinocyclocheilus anshuiensis is the source of this 1591-nucleotide messenger RNA. RefSeq names its product chromobox protein homolog 5-like. NCBI's taxonomy places the organism in Eukaryota, Metazoa, Chordata, Actinopteri, Cypriniformes, Cyprinidae. The transcript is spliced from 6 exons. Gene Ontology annotation, cellular component: nucleus. Bases 175 to 816 code for a protein of 213 amino acids. The record is from RefSeq and is a predicted model, not a curated record.
CGCGUUUCUUUUGCGUUUUGACGAUACCUGAUUGGCUGAGACUCAAGUCAAUCCCUGGAACAGAGUUGCCGUGUGACGCGUGCGCAUCCCAUUGUUUGCGUGAGGCCGUUUUUGGCGCGAGAGCGGUUCGCUCAGGCGCACGCUGAUUGGCUGGACGCGCCACUGGACGGAUGCAUGAGCGAAAGGCAGCAAACUCCUGUGUGCAGGGAAAAAGCCGCCGCCGCCUCAGCCUCAUUAUCCAACACGAAUAAGAAAACAUCGAAAAAUAUCUCAUGGGAACACUUUCCUCCCCGGACCAGGGAGCCACACAGGUCACACUUGCUCAUAGGAAAGACAUUCAGAAUAAGCAUGGCAAAGAAGAACCAGAACCGUGAAGAUGAUGAGGCUGCUUCCUCAGAUGAGGAAGAGUAUGUAGUGGAGAAGGUCAUGGACAGGCGAGUUGUGAAGGGCCGUGUGGAAUAUUUCCUGAAGUGGAAAGGCUUUACAGACAAACACAACACAUGGGAACCAGAGAAGAACCUGGACUGUCCAGAGCUUAUUGCUGAGUUCAUGAAGACCUAUAAAAAGGGAAGCAGCGGAAGCACACCCAGCAGCAAGCCCUCCAACACAGGCUCUUCUUCGGCCCGUCCCAAAGACAGUAGCAGCAGCAGCAGCAAGAGGAAAAACUCAGAGGAAGAGAACGGGAGCGGCAGCAAACCCAAAAAGAAAAAGGAGGAUGAGAUCCUUGUAGCGAGAGGUUUUGAGCGAGGCCUGGAGCCCGAGAAGAUUAUUGGGGCAACAGACUCCUGUGGAGACCUUAUGUUCCUUAUGAAGUGAAACACAUCUGAACCAAAGCCACAAGUCUGACCAUAUUCUAGUUAAAAUAACAGUGGACGUUGAAUUUUAAUUUAAAUCCCAUCACAAGUGGUCACAGGAGAUGCACGUUGAUACCAGGAGUAAUCUGGGAAGUGUCUCAACUGACCAAUUGUGAUUGGAUCACCCGAGACGGGUGUUAGGACAAAAGUGUCAAUGGCCACAUUUACACCUGGCAUUAUGUUUGAAAUGAUGCAAACUGAUCCAUUCUUUGUGUCAACUUUGCUCACAUCCACACUCCUGCCCUGUGUGAGACUGUACAACCAUUAUUCUUUUGUCACCAUUCUAUACCUAUUUACACUUGUACAUUUGAACCCUUCAUUGUAGUCUCCACUCUGCAUUUAUUUGUAUUUGUCUGUUUUACAGUUUCUGUAUUUCUCAUCUUGUGUUAUUUACAUAAAAAUAUAAUUGCAGUUCCUGACUGGUACCUGUACAGGGUAUGUUUAGCUUAGCAUACAUAAAAAUGUGCACUUUGACAGACAGACUACGGAAAUUACAAACCCUGAGUCCAUAAACGUGUUCCUUUUAUGAUUCUUUUCAUGUUUGUAUUUUCUUCUUAGAAUGUGGCAUAAAAUGCAUUGUUUAUUUCAGGAGCAGCCUUUUGUAUUGUAUAGCGUGUUUAGCACUACAAACCACAUAAUCCUAAUUGUCAUUUGCAUAAAUGUUCCAUUGGUCAAAUGUUACUAGUUUUACAGUGGCAUAAUACAAUAAAAUAAACCAUAAUUAAUCAGCAUAGCUA